AUGCCUUCUCAAAAUCAUAAUCGUGAAGUUAUUAUUAAACUCUCUAUCACUAGAACCCAUACCCCUCCUCCUGAUUCCACCACCACCACACCUAUCACUUCUAUUGAAAAAACCAUUUGUGUUAAAAGAGAAUUAUUCACUAAAAUCAAAUCGAAACCAGCUUUAACUGAAUUCUUAAAUAAACAAUUACCUGGUUAUUUAUCUAAUAAUGAUAAUUAUCUUGUUUAUACUCGUAAAUCGAAAAGAAAUAAAGAUUUUGUUUCAUUAAUUACUCAAGACGAUUUUAAAUCCCUUGCCAGAAGCUUGAAAGUUAAGAAUCAUGUCAAAUUAAAUGUUAUUGAUACAUCAACACCUCCUAAAGUGAAUAAUACUAACCAGGACAACAAAAACAACGACAACAACAUCAACAACAACAACAACAACAUCAACAACAACCAACAAUAUGGUUAUAAUUAUACUGGUACCACAUACAAAUCAGGCAAACCACCAUCGAUUGAUUUUGGUAAUUUACGUGAUGCUUUGAUUGAUGCUGCAUAUGAUCAUUUUAAAGAAAUCUUUAAUGAAUUCUCAAAUGGAUUGAAAAAGGAAAUGGCUUCAACAACAACAACAACAACAACAACAACAGCUACUACCUCCAAUACUAAAGAAUCACCUCCAGCCCCUAUUUCAACUCCAGCUGAACCUUUUGUUGAAGAACCUAAAGCUGAAACUAAAACUGAGAUUAAAACUGAAUCAAAGGUUGAACCUGAAGUUGAACCUGAAGUUGAACCUGAAGUUGAACCUGAAGUUGAAACUGAUUCAUCUCCAAUUCAUCCUAAUAUUUGUUGUGAUGUCUGUCAUCCUUAUGAUUUUGUCCCUCUUAAAGGUAUUAGAUAUAAUUGUCUUGUUUGUUCAAAUUUUGAUUUAUGUUCAAAAUGUGAAGCUAAACAACACAUUGAAAAACUUCAAUUUGGACCACAUUCAUAUUUACAUCCAAUGGCUAAGAUUACUUAUCCAACCAUGACCAGUACCAGAGGUUUUGGUUUUGGUUAUACCAACCACUUUAGUAGAGCUAGCAGCAAUUGUGGAUUUGCUAGUACUGGUGGUAUUGGUGGUAUUGGUGGUGGUCGCGACCACCCCCCCCACCACCAUCAACAAUGGACAGCAAAUGAUAUUGUCUAUGAUAUCCCAUUAAAGAAUUGUAAUGCUGAUACUAAACGUAAAUUGGAAGAAUUAUUAAAACUGAAAGGUUUUGAAGGAUUUAUCAAAGAUGUUGAACAUUACAUUUCCAAUUCGGAACGUUAUGAAAAAUUAUGUGCCAUGAUGGAUUUUGAAGAAGAGGAUGAAGAAGUUAAAUAUCUUAUUUUAAUGAGUGCUCUUGAAUACGCCAACAAUGAGUUUAACGAAGAAGAAUUAAUUGCUUCAUUUAAUCAAUCUACUGCUGGUGAUAAUAAACUGAAAGAGAUGACAUCAUCAGAAUCAUCAUCAGCAGCACCACCACCACCACAAGAAUCUGAGUCUGAAACUGAAACUGGUGUACUUAACAUUGAAGGAGAUGUUAUUGCUAGACCUAAAAAUUUCGGUGGUAAUGUUUCUCAAAUUGUUUCUUUACAAUUGAUUAACAAUACCAAUGAAACAAUUCAAGGUGGUGAAUUAUUAUUUGAAUUUUUCAAUCAAGAACAAACUAUCCCGGUCAAAGUUAAAAAUGCUAGUGACAUUAAACCAGGGAGAGUCAAAUAUUAUCAUUUAGGUAAACUCCCUGAAGAAUUCAAAAAGACUGAUGCCAAUAAUAACGUACAGUUGAGAAUUACAUCACCUAAUGCAGUAUUAUUGGGUGAUUAUAAAUUUAAUACUGAUUCAAUGUUAAAAUUACAAAUAAUUGCUGAAUCCAAAAUAACCACUACUUUGGUUGUUAGUGGUUCAACUUUACAAGAAGAGGACUCAUUAGUUUUACAACCAAAUGAUGAAGUCCAAGUCACUUUAGUUCCUAAAUCAAAUACUCUAGCUCAAGCCAUCAUUACUAAUAAAUCUCAUAAGGCAAUUGAUUGUAAUAAUUUAAAACUUGAAAUUAUCAAUUGUUUUGAUAAACCAGUUUCAUCAAUUACUAUACAUAAAAAACAUAGUAUUAUGCCGGGGAAAACUGCUAAAUUUAAUUUCACUUUAAUCAACACUCAUACAAAGUAUCCAUUUAAAUUCAUUUUGCAAAAUGAUUACAAUAUUGCUAGUUGUGAUAUGAAUAAAGAUGAUAUGUCAGGUAAUUUAGUAUUUGAAGAGAAUUGUCCUAUGGAGAUUGAUGAAAGAGAAACUAGUGCCACUUCUUCUUCUUCUUCUUCUGGUACAGAAUCGAUUAUUGAUGACAACGAUAAUGAUAAUAAUAAAGAAGUAAUGGGUGGUACAUCUGGUGAAUUUUCUUCAGGUUCAAUUCAUUCAAUUGUUUUGCCAUCACUUCCAAAAGAAAGUUUUAUUGCUACUUCACGUUAUUUUGAUGCUAAUAGUGAUGUGACAAAUGAACAAAUUGUUAAAGAUAAGGAGGUUUCAGUGAAUGCCGAUGCCAAUGCCGAUGUCGAUUCUGAGGCCAGUACUGAUGAAGAUUAUGAUAUUAUUAGUGGUGCAGAAGAAGAAGAUCCAGUAUCUGAUUUUGAAGUUUUAUCAGCUGUCAGUACUAAUAAUCAAUAA
This is a messenger RNA of Candida albicans SC5314, 2655 nucleotides long. RefSeq lists its product as uncharacterized. Gene Ontology annotation, cellular component: plasma membrane. The coding region runs from base 1 to 2655 and encodes 884 amino acids. Gene Ontology annotation, molecular function: zinc ion binding. The transcript has a single exon. NCBI's taxonomy places the organism in Eukaryota, Fungi, Ascomycota, Pichiomycetes, Serinales, Debaryomycetaceae. The record is from RefSeq and is a predicted model, not a curated record.